Prorocentrum cordatum is the source of this 1117-nucleotide messenger RNA. Lineage: Eukaryota; Dinophyceae; Prorocentrales; Prorocentraceae. The record is from the annotation of a GenBank genome assembly.
GAGCCGCAGCCGCAGUGGCAGCGCGAGCAGCGGCGCAGACUUCGAGGCCGCCAGCGAGGGCCGCGGCCCGAGCAGGGAGCCGCCCCGCGGCCCCGGCGGCGGCAGGGCGAGCGCGGGCUGGAGCGGCAGGCGCCAGCUCUCCGACGCGGUGCCGAGCGAGGGCCCCCCCGCGCAGCAGCCGGCCCGCUCGCCGGGGCAGCGCACCGGCGGGGGCGACCAGGGCGACGCCGACGACGCGCAGUCGUUCUUCUCGGCUUCCUGGCAGGUGGCGGACGAGCUGGGUCAUUCUGGGGCUAUGGCCGCGCCGCGCUACCUCCUGGUGCGCCUCGGGGAGAGCAUACCGGCUGAGACCGGCGCUGCCCAGGUUCACUUGUCAAGGCUGGACACGGGCCCGCAGUGGCGCGAGUUCCUGGACUACGACGACGACAGCAGCCUCUGUGGCGUCGACGAGGUGCUGACGUGCCCCUGCUGCCUGGCGAUAUUCCGGCAGCCGGUGGCGCUGCCGUGCGGUCACACGUUGUGUCGUGGUUGCUACGCGCGGGUGGUAUCGCAGGCGGCGCCCCACGCCCGGCGCUGCCCGAUGUGCAGGGCCGACCUGCCCCGCUGCGACGUGCGCGUGAACCUCGCCCUGGCGGCGGUGUGCGACUCGCUCCGCGCCUCGAGCGCCCGGUCGAGGCCGGUGGCGCCGGGCCAGUGCCCCGCUGCAGCCGUCGCCGCCACUCAGGAAGUGCUCGCCUCCAUGAGGUGGAACGUGCGCCGUGGCGCCACUCGCCUCUGCCCGAGGAAGGCCCUCCAGGCCGGCUCCCACGGGAGGAGGGCCUCGAGCACGCUCGAGAAGCUGCUCGGCGGGAAGGUGUCCUGCGACCUGGACGACUUCCUGCGGCCCCACGAGGACCCCGUCACGCGACAGAACACGACGGCCACGGCCGCGUGGCAGGCGAUGCCGGUGACAUCUAUCUCGGGGCUGCUGUCGUUCCGGAUCCGGAUGAUCAACUGGAGCCACGUGUACAGCGCGGAGUACAGCCUCUACGCCACCACGGUGGCGGUCUGGGCGCUGACGGCCGUGGUAGCCUGGCAGCUCUUCUCCGGGAUCCACGACCUAGCUCACGGCAGCUGA